AUGGCUCCCUCCGCUAUCACUCCUGAGACCUCGCCUGAGCGUCGCAUCUCGGUCAAGAAGGCCGCUGUCCAGAACCGAUCUCACAGCAGCUCCGUCUCAUCUGUUGCUUCAAUUAAGCUGAACGAUGGCAACUCCAUUCCCCAGGUUGCGCUCGGUGUCUACAAGGCUCCUAACGGUCAGGAGACCGAGGAUGCUGUCACCGCCGCCCUCGACGCUGGCUACCGUCACAUUGAUUCUGCUGCCCGGUAUGCCAACGAAGAAGCUUGCGGCCGUGCCAUCCGCCGCUGGCUUCAAAAGACUGGAACUCCCCGUGAGGAAGUUUUCGUCUGCUCAAAACUCUGGGAUGCCGACCACGGCUAUGAGGCUACCUUCAAGGCUCUCUGCUCCUCCCUGGACAAGCUUGGCCUUGACUACUUGGAUCUCUAUCUGAUUCACUCUCCCGCUGAGAAUGAGCAGAGGCGCCUUGAGAGUUGGCGUGCGCUUGAAACCGCUCAGCAGCUCGGCAAAGUCAAGUCUAUUGGUGUUUCCAACUUCGGAGCUGCCCAUAUCGAGAAUCUUCUCGACAACGCCACCGUUAUCCCUGCUGUCAACCAGGUCGAGGUUCACCCCUUCUGCCAGCGCGAGGCUCUCGUCGAACUCUGCAACAAGCACGGCAUCAAGAUUGAAGCUUACUCUCCCCUGGCCCGUGGUAACAAGUUGGAGGACCCCACCAUCAACGCCAUUGCCAAGAAGUACAACAAGACUCCAGCCCAGAUCCUGCUUAACUGGAAUGCCGCCCGGGGUAACGUUGUCCUUCCCAAGAGCUUGACCGCUUCUCGCAUCCAGAGCAACUUGGACAGCUUUGACUUCACCCUGUCAGCUGAGGACGUUGAGACAAUCAAUGCUCUGGGCUCAGAGAACUACGUCACCGGAUCCAUGCACAAGUCCGCCGACUGA
Molecule: messenger RNA, 936 nt
Organism: Pochonia chlamydosporia 170
Lineage: Eukaryota; Fungi; Ascomycota; Sordariomycetes; Hypocreales; Clavicipitaceae
Product: 2,5-diketo-D-gluconic acid reductase A
Exons: 1
Coding region: 1-936 (311 amino acids)
Molecular function (GO): oxidoreductase activity
Source: RefSeq, a predicted model, not a curated record